CCCGGCGGGGGCGGGGCCUCUGCAGAGGUCACAUUUACAGAGAGACAAUCAGACAUUAAACAACCGGGAGCCGAGUGGUUCAUUUGGUCGCAGAUUUAAAGUUUUCUCCUCACAGAGGUUGCUCCAUAUUUCCAUUUGAUAAUGUUUUGCCCUUCAUAACAUCCAAACUGUGACUCAUGAAGUCAGAACUCCUGCUCUGAAUCCUGGCCCAUUGUGGCACUGAUCUCAGCACCAACAUCACACACAGAAAGGAUGCAGUUUGGGUCUGGCCUUUCUUAAACUUCAAUUAAGUGGUUACAGAAAGGGAGAGGGAGGUGGUGGAGAUGUCUGCCUGCCCAGCAGAAGGGGAAUGGAAAACAAUCAGCAAGAAAAAGGGAAUAAAGAAAAGGAGAGAAAAUGUCAGAAACAUUCCCCAUCGUGAGGCAGAGGUUCUCAGUGUGGCUGAAGGGAAGAGAAUCCAACAGAAAAUAAAAGAAGCAGUAGAGGAACUGCGGAGUUCAGAAUUCUGGACUGAUUGCCUUGAAACAAUUCAAAGAGUUGCGAAUACGUAUUGUACAGAUCCUCUGGCAUCUCCAUCGAGUCCCUUCCUGGGCGGGGAAGGUCCAGAGUCCCUUGAAUACAAAAAGGACAACAUAGACCACUGUCAAACUACACUUGACUUAGUGUGUUAUGGAAUCGGAAACUUUGCUAGUUCUGUAACAUCUCGCUAUCAGCUGGCCCUGCUGUUCCUGCUGCAAGAAACACUGCAGAUCCCUCAAGAUGGCUGUCUUCUCUUUGAUCCUCUAUUUACAGAAUGGGAGACGAGAUUCUUGAAGGAUUGUGGAAUGGUGGUACUCAAGGAAAAUGAGGAAGGGAAGCGGUCCAUCAACAAGCCAACACUCUUCUACAUGAUGCAUUGUGGCAAAGCCCUUUACAAUAACCUCCUGUGGAAAAACUGGUCACCACAAAAACUCGCACAAACCAUUCUCAUUGGAAACAGUUUUAAAGGGAUGGAGGAGAGAUUACCAGCCCGAGUACUGCAGAGGGACUACAAGUACAUUAAUCACAUAUUAGCAAUAACUGAAGAGGCAGCAUUCCCCUCCAGCAGUAGAUACAUGGAUGUAUUUAAUGACACCUCCAUUCAUCAAUUUCCUAGAAGAAAACUUGAUGCAAAGCCUACAGAGUUCUGGGAAGGUGCUGCUGAACCCACAUACCAGGAGUGUGAGGACUUGGAAAUAAUCCAGAAGGGCAUGGAAUGGUUUUCGGUUUCAUAGCUGGGAAAAAAUAGGAGUGAAACAGGUUCCAAAUCCUGUUGAGCUGGAAGCAUCUGUGCAAAGGUUAUCUCGAGUUAUCAAUUUCACUCCUUCGGGAUGGUAAUAAUCUGAAGUCCAAAUGUAGUUGCGUUGGUACAGAAUACUUUCAAGGAGGAGUUUUAACUGCCUGUACCUGUUGGUAACCAGGAAUUAAAAUUGAGCAGCUCGGUUUGUCCAUAACCGGGUUACUUCUGCUGUUUUUCCCUGUGUCUCGGGCCAGGAGCCUCAUUUAUAUGCAAACCACUGGGUCAUGACGCCCCUGCCCCUGCCCCCCAUGGCAUUUUAAUGGCAUUCUGAGCAGGACAACUGGCAACCUGUUGAAAGAAGUGGGAUCUCCUCUAAUAUAAGUUUUAUACUUCGUCGGCCUCUACUGCCCAAGCCCCCUUUCUCAUCUCUCCCAUGAGGCUCAGCCAAACUCCCUUCCAUGUGGCUUACCUGCUUGCUGGUACAUGACAUCCGGUCUGCCCAAUCUUCACCUGCCAGCAAGCCCUUUAUGCCAAUGAGCAGCAAAUAAAGAAAAAGGAAAACAGUAAAUGGUGUCCAUAUUUUAUUAGUGAAGUAUCUAAUCACAGUAGUACAAUAUUCAUUAAAACUUAAAAUCAUCCUACAGCGAAGGAAUAUUUCAGUCACGGUCAAAAAAGCAUUCACCCGAUUCAUGAAUUAUGGUCUAACACUUAAAUGAAAGCAAAAAUAAAGCCUCAACCUAUAAACUGUAAA
This is a messenger RNA of Carcharodon carcharias (great white shark), 2009 nucleotides long. It is a transcript of the gene srrd, whose product is annotated as SRR1 domain containing. Gene Ontology annotation, biological process: microtubule-based process. The transcript has 7 exons. Gene Ontology annotation, cellular component: nucleus; cytoplasm. The record is from RefSeq and is a predicted model, not a curated record. The coding region runs from base 324 to 1253 and encodes 309 amino acids. Lineage: Eukaryota; Metazoa; Chordata; Chondrichthyes; Lamniformes; Lamnidae.